Molecule: messenger RNA, 792 nt
Organism: Ostrinia furnacalis (Asian corn borer)
Lineage: Eukaryota; Metazoa; Arthropoda; Insecta; Lepidoptera; Crambidae
Product: tetra-peptide repeat homeobox protein 1-like
Exons: 2
Coding region: 1-792 (263 amino acids)
Source: RefSeq, a predicted model, not a curated record
AUGUAUACUCGAACGAUAUUAGUAGUUUUCAUAGCCAUAAUUUCCAUAACUAAUGCUAAAAAACAUGUUUGGGAGUUUUUAGAAAAAUAUCCUUUUUUUCCCACCAUAGACGAAGCUACCGGUGAAAUAGGAUUUUUCGAAAAACAGAAAAAUAUUAUAUUGAAGGUCCCUAGAUGCCAGACAGUUAGAUACGUGCUUGUUAUGGUUGACAACUCUGUCGCCAAACCGAAGGUGGACUAUGACAGUGACACAAAGAUAGUGUCCAUCAAAUACGGGCCAUUUCAGUACAGCAAAUCGACCUACCAAGUGCUCGCUACAGGAUCGGGCACACCUGGCUGCGACGCUCCUCUUCCUCCUGCUCCUAACCCAAACCCAUUUGAUAUAAUUGUCGGCCCUGUACCCCAGCCUUAUCCCGUGCCCUAUCCAUGUCCCAACAUAUUCCCGUGUCCCAACGUAUUCCCGAGUCCCAACGUAAUCCCGUUUCCCGACGUUUAUCCGAGUCCCAGCGUAAUCCCGGUUCCCGACGUUUACCCGAGUCCCAGCGUAAACCCGGUUCAUGGCGUUUACCCGAGUCCCAGCGUAAACCCGGUUCAUGGCGUUUACCCGAGUCCCAGCGUAAACCCGGUUCAUGGCGUUUACCCGAGUCCCAAAGUAUACCCGAGUCCUGACGUUUACCCGAGUCCCAGCGUAGUCCCGGUUCCCGACGUUUACCCUUCUGGACCUGUAAUUUCUCCAAAUCCCUUCGUAGCGCCAAGUCCUUUGGUGUCGCCAAGUUACUUCAUUCAAAAUUAA